AUGAAAUCCCAAUGGUGUAGACCAGUGGUGAUGGAUCUAGGAGUUCACCAACUGAUACACUUUUCAAUUUCUUUCUUGUCAUCCUUGCUGGAGACUGAAAACACUUCUGUGAGACUUGACAAUAGCUCCUCGGGUGCAAGUGUGGUAGCUAUGGACAACAAAAUCGAGCAAGCUAUGGAUCUGGUGAAAAGCCAUCUGAUGUAUGUGGUUAGAGAGGAAGUGGAAACCCUUAAAGAGCAAAUCAAAGAACUAAUAGAGAAAAAUUCCCUGGAGCAGGAAAACAAUCUGCUGAAGACACUGGCCAGUCCUGAGCAGCUUGCCCAGUUUCAGGCCCAGCUGCAGACUGGCUCCCGCCCUGUGACCACACAGCCCCCAGCCCAGCCAGUGUUCCAGGGCUCAGGACCAACCGCAUAG
This is a messenger RNA of Lynx canadensis (Canada lynx), 414 nucleotides long. Its product is annotated as TSC22 domain family protein 1. Lineage: Eukaryota; Metazoa; Chordata; Mammalia; Carnivora; Felidae. The coding region runs from base 1 to 414 and encodes 137 amino acids. The transcript has a single exon. Gene Ontology annotation, biological process: regulation of transcription by RNA polymerase II. The record is from RefSeq and is a predicted model, not a curated record.